Molecule: messenger RNA, 2457 nt
Organism: Macrosteles quadrilineatus (aster leafhopper)
Lineage: Eukaryota; Metazoa; Arthropoda; Insecta; Hemiptera; Cicadellidae
Product: perilipin-4-like
Exons: 2
Coding region: 1-2457 (818 amino acids)
Source: RefSeq, a predicted model, not a curated record
AUGAGCUAUAAAUCUCACAACCGGUGGACCUAUAACUCUCACAACCAGUGGAGCUAUAAAUUUCACAACCGGUGGACCUAUAAAUCUCAAACCAGUGGAGCUAUAAAUCUCACAACCAGUGGAGCUAUAAAUUUCACAACCAGUGGAGCUAUAAAUCUCACAACCAGUAGAGCUAUAAAUUUCACAACCAGUGGAGCUAUAAAUCUCACAACCAGUGGAGCUAUAAAUCUCACAACCAGUGGAGCUAUAACUCUCACAACCAGUGGAGCUAUAAAUCUCACAACCAGUGAAGCUAUAGAUCACACAACCAGUGGAGCUAUAAAUCUCACAACCAGUGCAGCUAUAAAUUUCACAACCGGUGGAGCUAUAAAUCUCACAACCAGAGGAGCUAUAAAUCUCAAAACCGGUGGACCUAUAAAUCUCACAACCAGUGGAGCUAUAAAUUUCACAAUCUGUGGACCUAUAAAUCUCACAACGGGUGGAGCUAUAAAUUUCACAACCAGUGGAGCUAUAAAUCUCACAACCAGUGGAGCUAUAAAUAUCACAACCAGUGGAGCUAUAAAUCUCACAACCGGUGGAGCUAUAAAUAUCACAACCAGUGGAGCUAUAAAUCUCACAAACGGUGGAGCUAUAAAUCUCACAAACAGUGGAGCUAUAAAUCUCACAACCAGUGGAGCUUUAAAUCUCACAACCGGUGGAGCCAUAAAUCUCACAACCCGUGGAGCUAUAACUCUCACAACCAGUGGAGCUAUAAAUCUCACAACCAGUGAAGCUAUAGAUCACACAACCAGUGGAGCUAUAAAUCUCACAACCAGUGCAGCUAUAAAUUUCACAACCGGUGGAGCUAUAAAUCUCACAACCAGAGGAGCUAUAAAUCUCAAAACCGGUGGACCUAUAAAUCUCACAACCAGAGGAGCUAUAAGUCUCACAACCGGUGGACCUAUAAAUCUCACAACCAGUGGAGCUAUAAAUUUCACAAUCGGUGGACCUAUAAAUCUCACAACCGGUGGAGCUAUAAAUCUCACAAACGGUGGAGCUAUAAAUCUCGCAACCGGUAGAGCUAUAAAUCUCACAACCGGUGGAGCUAUAAAUCUCACAACCGGUGGAGCUAUAAAUCUCACAACCGGUGGAGCUAUAAAUCUCACAACCUGUGGAGCUAUAAAUCUUAUAACCAGUGCAGCUAUAAAUCUCACAACCAGUGGACCUAUAAAUCUCACAACCAGUGGAGCUAUAAAUCUCACAACCGGUGGAGCUAUAAAUCUUAUAACCAGUGCAGCUAUAACUCUCACAACCAGUGGAGCUAUAAAUCUCACAACUAUCAGUGGAGCUAUAAAUCUCACAACCAGUGGAGCUAUAAAUCUCACAACCGGUGGAGCUAUAAAUCUCACAAACAAUGGAGCUAUAAAUCUCACAACCAGAGGAGCUAUAAAUCUCAAAACCGGUGGACCUAUAAAUCUCACAACCAGAGGAGCUAUAAGUCUCACAACCGGUGGACCUAUAAAUCUCACAACCAGUGGAGCUAUAAAUUUCACAAUCGGUGGACCUAUAAAUCUCACAACCGGUGGAGCUAUAAAUUUCACAACCAGUGGAGCUAUAAAUCUCACAACCAGUGGAGCUAUAAAUAUCACAACCAGUGGAGCUAUAAAUCUCACAACCGGUGGAGCUAUAAAUAUCACAACCAGUGGAGCUAUAAAUCUCACAACCGAUGGAUCUAUAAAUCUCACAAACAGUGGAGCUAUAAAUCACGCAACCGCUAUAAAUCUCACAACCAGUGGACCUAUAAAUCUCACAACCAGUGGAGCUAUAAAUCUCACAACCGGUGGAGCUAUAAAUCUUAUAACCAGUGCAGCUAUAACUCUCACAACCAGUGGAGCUAUAAAUCUCACAACUAUCAGUGGAGCUAUAAAUCUCACAACCAGUGGAGCUAUAAAUCUCACAACCGGUGCAGCUAUAAAUCUCACAACCGGUGGAGCUAUAAAUCUCACAAACAGUGGAGCUAUAAAUCUCACAACCAGAGGAGCUAUAAAUCUCAAAACCGGUGGACCUAUAAAUCUCACAACCAGAGGAGCUAUAAGUCUCACAACCGGUGGACCUAUAAAUCUCACAACCAGUGGAGCUAUAAAUUUCACAAUCGGUGGACCUAUAAAUCUCACAACCGGUGGAGCUAUAAAUAUCACAACCAGUGGAGCUAUAAAUCUCACAACCGGUGGAGCUAUAAAUAUCACAACCAGUGGAGCUAUAAAUCUCACAACCGGUGGAGCUAUAAAUCUCACAAACAGUGGAGCUAUAAAUCACGCAACCGGUAGAGCUAUAAAUCUCACAACCGGUGGAGCUAUAAAUCUCACAACCAGUGGAGCUAUAAAUCUCACAACCGGUGGAGCUAUAAAUCUCACAACCGGUGGAGCUAUAAAUCUCACAACUGGUGGAGCUAUAAAUCUCAAACCAGUGGAGCUAUAA